Salarias fasciatus (jewelled blenny) is the source of this 2682-nucleotide messenger RNA. It is a transcript of the gene cyld2, whose product is annotated as cylindromatosis (turban tumor syndrome) 2. The record is from RefSeq and is a predicted model, not a curated record. The transcript has 14 exons. The coding region runs from base 183 to 2294 and encodes 703 amino acids. Gene Ontology annotation, biological process: protein deubiquitination. NCBI's taxonomy places the organism in Eukaryota, Metazoa, Chordata, Actinopteri, Blenniiformes, Blenniidae. Gene Ontology annotation, molecular function: cysteine-type deubiquitinase activity.
CCCUCCUCCUCCUCAGAGAAGACAGGAGGAAGUGAUCUUCCGGGCGAGCGUGCUGCGUUUAGUCUGAUCCCAACACUGGAUUUACCGAUGGAGGGUUAAUUUCUCUUGAGAAAUAAAAGUUUCUGGCCUGACUCUGCAGGGCGCAUCGGGUCUCCGUCCUGGAGGCGCUCUAAACUUCUCCAAUGGAGCCCAGCAGGGGGGUAAACGAGAGGUUCUUCAUCGUCAUACGCGGGAAGUCCCGGAAAGGUUUCUCCCGGGGAUGCAUCGGCCGCGUGGAGGCGGAGACGCAGCGCGGAGAGUUCGUGGGGCCGCUUUACGCAGGGAGCAGCGGCGGCGGCGGCGGCGGCUCCGCGGGGGGGCCCAAGACCGGAGGCAUGGUCCGCAGGGAGGACACCUACCCGCUCACCAGGCACCAGGCCCAGCUCCUGCUCUUCGUCCCCGGAGCCAGCAAGCGCCUGGAGCUGCUGUGCAAUCCGCAGCUGUUCUCCGCCAUCUGCGAGCUGUCCCCGGACGACCUGGUGGUGGUGAAGCACAAGAGGGGACACCUGCCCGGCCUGGUGAGGAACCUGAUGCAGAUAGGCAGGAAGGAGCACCGCGAGGACCUGUACAUGCUGGGCUUCGAGGUGGAAUUCGUGGACUGUGACAAUAAUUUAUCAUCGAAGAAACCUGCCCCUCUGCCCAUUUUUAGCGCAGCAGACAUAAUCCAGGUGGUCCCAUCUUCACACUGGAGCAACAGCAAAUGUGCAAGUACAAAUAGAAAAGCGGUAACGCGCAUCAAUUCCAUGCCAAAUAUCGGAUCGCGUACACGUCAGGUGACGGAGAACCAGACGGUGCGGACCGUCUCGCACAACCCGAGCGCGCGUGAAGCUCCUGUCCUGGAGGUGGGCUCCCUGGUGGAGGUGGUCUCCAACACGGGGAUCACGGUGUACGGGGUGAUCCGCUGGUUGGGAGUUCCGACAGGAAAGACUGAAGAAUGGGCGGGGAUUGAAUUGGACUAUGAGGUGAACGGCUGCUCUGACGGGCAGUACAGGGGUCAGCAGUAUUUCAUCUGCAAAGGGAGCAGAGCCUUGUUUGUUCCCAUCACAAAGUGCAGCCCUGACAGCAGGUUCGUCUCUUCUGUUCCAGAAGAGGAAACACUCCAUCUUAAAGAAACGCUUUCAGUUCCUUCAUUUGAGGAGUGUGACGAGGACGCAGCGCCGGUCUCUGAGUCAGAGGCAUUGUCUUUGUUAGUGGGCAGAAUGAAGGGAAUUCAGGGUCACUUUAACUCCUGUUACCUCGAUGCAACCCUCUUCAGUUUGUUCAGUACUUCUGCGACGUUGGAUAGUAUCUGCCCGAUGCCUGCUGAUAAAGACAAACCCAUAACCUGCUCGCUGAGGACCAUAGUCAACAGUUUACGCAGACGAGGCUUCGUGCCUGCUGAGAGCGUGAUGAAUUUUCGCAAACAGCUUGGCUGCGACACUUUCCAGACUGAGGAAAAAGAUCCAGAAGAGUUCAUCACGGUCCUCUUUCAGAAGGUGUUUUGCAUCGAGCCGUUACUGAAGCUCAGAUCCAAACGAGAAUCCACCCAUGGUGCCUACACCUUACAGAUUUUUCUGGAAAAAGAGCAGAUGGGACAGGUUCCGACCGUCCAACAGCUGCUGGACACGUCAUGCCUGUCAGGCGACCUUAAAUUUGAAACGAUGCCAUCUUGUCUGAUUGUUCAAAUGCCAAGGUUUGGAAACAAAUAUAAAAUGUUUUCACACAUCAUUCCCUCACUGACGCUGGACAUCACAGACCUUCUUUACAAUGCUCCGAGGGAAUGCUUCAUCUGUGGACAUUUAGCAGAGUACGAGUGUCUUCAGUGUCUACCCGAUCGCAAACUACAACCAGGAAGAAUCAAACAGUACUGCGCUACCUGUAACACUCAGGUGCAUACCCAUCCCACUCGCCAGGAUCACUCUCCCAGUGCUGUCGCGGUAGCAGCAGAUGUGGCCGUCGACAGCCCCGUACCCAGGCGCACCAUGCAGCUGUUUGCUGUGCUCUGCAUUCAGACCAGUCACUACGUGUCCUUUGUGAAAUACGGCCCUGACCCCGGCUCCUGGCUCUUCUUUGACAGCAUGGCAGACAGACACGGCAACGAUCAAAGUGGCUACAACAUUCCUGAGAUCCGGGCUUGUCCGGAGCUGGGUGACUUCCUGUGUCGACCGGAGGAGGAGCUGGCCCGGGCUCACCCAUCACAGGCCCCUGAGCUGGUACGCAGGCUGCUGUGUGACUCCUACAUGUUUCUAUACCAGAACCCCACCACGCUGCUCUGAAAGCCAAACAAUUAGGAGUCUGAAAGCCGUGUGAGGACGAGGACGUGGCGUUCCCAUAACAGUGCCUUUGGUAACCUUACAUCUUUGCUUAAUCAGCUUAUGUGCACUUUAUUAUGUCCAAGUAAAAGGAACCGAAAUGAGUGGUUGUAACUUUGUGGAAAACUUUGAUUUUUUUUUUUUUUUUUAACUCAUUAAUAUCUGACUGUUGCUACACUGUAAUUAUUUAUGAGUUUUGAAGGUGAUACAUCAGUGUGUUUUUUUGUACAUGUAUACAUUCUUGUCUUUUGUGUAUUAUUUGACAAAACAAAGACCAAUCCAAAUAGAAAUGGUUUGCUUGUGACCUCUAACAAAAUGAAGGAUCUUGAAGCAAAUAAACUGUGCUUUUCAA